Messenger RNA from Eutrema salsugineum, 810 nucleotides. Its product is annotated as zinc finger MYM-type protein 1-like. The record is from RefSeq and is a predicted model, not a curated record. Gene Ontology annotation, molecular function: protein dimerization activity. NCBI's taxonomy places the organism in Eukaryota, Viridiplantae, Streptophyta, Magnoliopsida, Brassicales, Brassicaceae. Bases 1 to 810 code for a protein of 269 amino acids. The transcript has a single exon.
AUGAUGCAAUCAGAGCAUAUUGAUAUUGAUAAUGCUAUUGUUCAAUUGAAAGGGUUAGUAUCGUUUCUGAAAAACUAUAGAGAAACUGGAUUUGAAAAAGCAAAAGCAGAAGCUAAGAUUAUUGCAGAGUCUAUGGAUAUCGAACCAGACUUUUCAGUGAAACGAAAGCGCAUUAUUAAAAGGAAGAAGCAUUUUGAUGAAGCAGUAGAAAGAGAUGAUGAAUCUGAGAUGCUAAGUGAGGAAGAGAAGUUUAAGAUUGAUUAUUUCUUGAGAAUCGUGGAUCAAGCUAUAGUAUCUCUUCAAAUAAGGUUUGAACAAUUUGAAGAGUAUGAAAAAACUUUUGGAUUUUUGUUUGAUCUACAUAAGCUCAAAUCGGCAACGGAUGAUAGUUUGAAGGCAAAAUGUAUCAACCUUGAAUCUUCUCUUAAACAUGGUGCCAAUUCAGACAUUGAUGGAUAUCAUUUAUAUCUAGAGAUCAAAAUUCUAAGAAAUGUUUUGCCAACUGAGAUCAAGAAAGCUGUUGAAGUGUUAGAUUUUUUAAGAAGAUUUGAAGGUCAUGGUUAUCCAAAUACGUGGAUUGCAUAUAGAGUGAUGCUAACUAUUCCAGUUUCUGCUGCUUCGGCUGAAAGAAGUUUUUCCAAGCUGAAGUUAAUAAAGUCUUACUUGCGGUUAACUAUGUCAGAGGAGAGACUGAAUGGUUUGGCAAUGUUGUCAAUUGAGAGAGAUAUGGUUGGAAAGCUUGACUACCAAAGUUUGAUAAAUGAUUUUGUGGAGAAAAAUAUAAGAAAACUUAUUUUUCGAAAUCCAUAG